CAUUUUUGGUUGAAAAAUAAUUGAAAUUUAUUAAAGGAGUUAAUUGUUUUCAUAAUAACAUGGAUUGGAAAAAUAAAGUAACAUCAUUAACCGACAUGGUGAUACCGGGUAUCACCGACACGAGUAACCAUAAAAUCAUAGAAAAUGAAGUGAUGUCCAAUUUACCAUUACAAAUGUCACUGUAUUUCAACGUUAUAUUUUUCCCCAUUUGGUUGAUUGUAAUAGCUCUACUUUUAUACGAUAAAUACGCGUGUUAUAACUCAUUCACAAAAUUUGUAAUAAUCACUAUCAUCGUAACCAUUGUAAUCGUGGAAACGCUGCGGUUAUACUUGGGAUAUGAAGGAAAUUUACAAGAUAAAAUACCAGAACUGGCUGGAUUUUGGAUGUUAUCUGUUUUGCUGCAACUGCCACUUCAGUGUUUCCUCUUGUUCAAUCCACAUUUUCGCCUGAAUAUACUGGACAUAGUCGUGCAAUCAACAAUGUGCACACUUCUGACGACGCAGGUGAUUAGUGGCUACCGAGGACUAACGUACACAUCGAAACAACAAGCCAUUUAUUAUCGUAUCAUAAAACUGCGCAAUUCUAAUCAAGGUGUACCCGGGCACCAGCCGGCUGGUGAAAUAAAACAAGAUUAAAUUAAUGAUUGCAUGUGCCAUUGUGUGCAAUGUUUGUUGAAACUAAACUUUAUCAGUGUAUUGCUUAUGUGCAAUAUGUAAAUGAACACGAUUGUAUACAAAUGGUACGCUUAAGCUUCUACAAACUGAUUUGUUUAUAACCAACUUGUGGAUGUAGAUUCUUAAAUAAUUAAAACUCUUCUAGAGAAACAGUAAAAAGAUUGGAUGGUUUAUUAUUAAACGCGAUCGCUGCAUUCGAGACCAUGUGCGAGAUAGAAUUGUAUUAAAUGAUCGAUGCAUAUUUUCAAGUUGAUUAAAAACUGCCGCAUAUGGCUUUUGACCAAUUCGUCUUUGCCUUUUUGUGUGAGAGCAAAAACCAGGAAUAAAUCGUUGCGUGAUGGAGCAAACUUUACUACAAUCUGAAAGAUUCAUUUCGAUUUCAUUUUAUUACAUCUACUCUGUAGAAUUUGUGUCUUACGUUAAAAAGUGUUUGUCCCAUCCAUCCAUGAUAAAUUUUAAGCGUUCUCUCAUAAGCGAUUUUCAUCCAAUCCGAUGAAUUACCAUUUUCAUUUGUUAAAAUCAAAUCAAAAUAGUGCCACAUAAAGUGUAAUCCUCUGAAAGUUCUCAAUGAAUAACAAAAACAAUCAAAUA
Dalotia coriaria is the source of this 1265-nucleotide messenger RNA. RefSeq names its product transmembrane protein 17-like. Gene Ontology annotation, biological process: non-motile cilium assembly. The record is from RefSeq and is a predicted model, not a curated record. NCBI's taxonomy places the organism in Eukaryota, Metazoa, Arthropoda, Insecta, Coleoptera, Staphylinidae. The coding region runs from base 60 to 635 and encodes 191 amino acids. Gene Ontology annotation, cellular component: ciliary transition zone. The transcript has 4 exons.